AUGAUCCACGCUCAUGUCGAAAAUGGGCCAGCUUCUCAGCGAACGGUCCCUCCGUUGCCUGGCACAGCACUAAAUUCUACUGCUCAACUUGCGUGGUUCAACCUGUACCAAGCUUCACAACCCCAGCAACAACCUCUCAACCCCCACGAUGGUACAGCCGCCUCCACCCUUCUGCCAAAUCACACUCAGACCGAGCUACCAUUCGUUGGAAGUGACUAUGAAGUUGUCAUCCCACACGCCUGGCCUCGCAAUAUUGCACACAUCGACCACAGCAUCUUCUCCGCUUCAAAACCGUACCCAGUCACAGUAUCAUCAGAUUACACCGACCAAAAAUGUGAGUGCGAGCUAUGCUGUAUCUCCAGCACAGGCACUCACCUCACUAGCUCGUGCAUUAACGUAAACUCGGCAACAGUUUGUGACGACUCAAACUGCUUACUCGGCCCUCGAUGUGGAAACCGGUUUGAGCAGCGGUUUGAACUGGACCUCAUUCAGACUCGAGUCGGUUUGGGCGUGGUAUCGCCCAACAUCAUUCCUCAAGGGGCAUUCGUCGUUGAGUAUGUAGGUGAAAUACUCUACGCUGAAGAUGCCGCAAGGCGUAACGACCGCAGAUACCAGGCGAGGUUCCGAACAGAAGCAGAGUGGGGAGAGCACUCGAAGGUGUACGUCGACGCGCUCACAUGUGGCAACGAGAGUCGGUUUAUAAAUCACUCCUGUAAACCGAACUGCGUAAUGUACGAGUUUGAUUGGACGAACAGCACUAGACUCGGCAUAUUCGCAACCAAAGAAAUCCCUCCACUACAAGAGCUGACUUUCUCUUACAGUCGGCGAAACAGACAAUUCUUCCGGUGCCAGUGCUCCGCUCACGUUAUCACCACGUAG
Messenger RNA from Phytophthora nicotianae INRA-310, 879 nucleotides. RefSeq lists its product as hypothetical. Gene Ontology annotation, cellular component: chromatin; nucleus. Lineage: Eukaryota; Oomycota; Peronosporomycetes; Peronosporales; Peronosporaceae. The coding region runs from base 1 to 879 and encodes 292 amino acids. The record is from RefSeq and is a predicted model, not a curated record. The transcript has a single exon. Gene Ontology annotation, biological process: regulation of DNA-templated transcription. Gene Ontology annotation, molecular function: protein binding; histone H3K36 methyltransferase activity.